UGAGUUCUUCUGGGCGCACGUAUGGAUCGUUCAGCGAGAGAAGGGUAUUACUGCCACGUACUGCGGAAUGGAGGGAUACUCUAAAAUCGGUCACAUUGACUCUUCACUCUCUCGUAGCCAGUGACACCUUAACUUGUGCCCUGCGAUGGGCUCAUGGCCGGGGGACUUCAGCCUGGACAGCAGAAUGGGAGCAGCAUGUUUCCUGCUGGUCAGUGGCUUUCUCAGUUUGCAGCUUCCUCCCUCUGGCUGCCAGCAGAGUUCUGGACCAGUGAAUCCAUUCCCUAUGCCAAUACCUGGAGCAGGUCUGGGAGGACAAGGAGGGGAACUGUUGCCACAUUUCCUUUUGGAACCUGAGGAUGUAUUUAUUGUCAAGAAUAAACCAGUCACUCUAAGCUGCAAAGCCACUCCAGCCACACAGAUCUACUUCAAAUGCAAUGGAGAAUGGGUCCACCAAAGUGAUCAUGUCAUUCAACACAGUGCAGACCGCAGUACAGGUUUGCCAGUCAUGGAAGUAAGGAUUGAGAUCUCAAGGCAGCAGGUGGAGAAGAUAUUUGGCCUGGAGGAAUACUGGUGUCAUUGUGUGGCCUGGAGCUCCUCUGGUACCUCAAAAAGUCAGAAGGCAUUUAUCCGCAUUGCAUACCUCAGGAAGAAUUUCGAGAAGGAGCCUGUGUCGAGGGAAGUGUCACUGGACCAGGAGGUGACUUUGUUAUGUCAGCCACCUGAGGGGAUUCCUCCUGCAGAGGUGGAGUGGCUUAAGAAUGAAGAUGUAUUGGAUCCUGAAUUGGACUCCAACCUGUUCAUUGGGACAGACCACAGUUUAAUUAUAAGACAGGCUCGUCUAGCUGACACAGGGAACUACACUUGUGUUGCAAAGAAUGUAGUUGCCAGACGGAGGAGCAACUCAGCGGCCAUUACUGUGUUUGUUAAUGGAGGUUGGUCAUCAUGGACAGAAUGGUCUCCGUGCAGUACAACCUGUGGAAGAGGGUGGCAGAAAAGAAGCCGAACCUGUACCAACCCCACACCUUUGAAUGGAGGAUCAUUUUGUGAGGGUCAGAAUAUCCAGAAAACAGCCUGCACAACCCUAUGCCCUGUGAGCGGAGGAUGGACUGAGUGGAGCUACUGGUCUUCUUGUACAUCAGACUGCACCUACCGGAGAAGUAGAGGUUGUACUCAACCUGCUCCACGCAAUGGAGGGCAGGAAUGCCCAGGACUUGACACAGAGACUCGAAACUGCACCAGUGAACUCUGCAUGCACACUGUGGGCGCUCCCGAGGACGUCGCCCUAUACGUGGGAGUGGUGGCAGUGGCAGUAUUCCUAGUGCUGCUGCUAGCCGUUAUAUUGGUGUGCUGGCGUAGGAAAGAAGGUCUGGAUGCCGAUGUGGCUGAUUCCUCCAUUCUAACAGCUGCAUUUCAGCCUGUCAGCCUCAAGCCCGGCAAAGCAGGUCAGGCACACCUGCUGACCAUUCAGCCAGAUCUUAGCACAGCCACGAUGACCUACCAAGGAUCCUUAUGCCUACGUCAAGAUGGUGGAAAUAAAUUUCAGCUAACCAAUGGACAUCUUCUGCCACCUAUGGGACCAGGUAUACCAAGGGAACAUAGCCACACUUUGCCACGUCUUUCCACACAGACCUACUUCCGCACCCUGCCUCGUGGAUCCAACAAUAUGGCAUAUGGAACGUUCAACUUUCUAGGAGGACGUCUUAAGAUCCCAAAUACAGGCCUUAGCCUGCUUAUACCUCCAGAUGCCAUUCCUCGCGGAAAAAUCUAUGAAAUCUACCUGACACUUCACAAACAGGAGGAUAUGAGGUUACCCCUAGCUGGCUGCCAAACACUUCUGGGUCCUAUCGUCAGCUGUGGGCCCCCUGGAGUAGUGCUUACCCAACCUGCCAUCAUUUCAAUGGACCACUGCCUGGAGCCCAGCCCUGAGAACUGGACUGUACGUUUAAAGAAGCAGUCCUGUGAAGGCAGCUGGGAGGAUGUCUUGCAAGUUGAUGGGGGAAGUGCCUCUCCCCUCUAUUACUGCCACCUGGAGUCCCGUAGCUGUUACCUAUUCACAGAGCAGCUGGGGCGCUUUGCUCUGGUGGGAGAGUCCCUCAGCAUGUCAGCCACCAAACGCCUCAAGCUCCUGCUCUUUGCCCCCACCUCUUGCACAUCUCUAGAGUACAGCCUGCGAGUGUACUGCAUCACCGACACACAAGAUGCCAUGAAGGAGGUGGUACAGCUGGAGAAACAACAUGGAGGAAAGCUGUUAGAUGAACCACGCCUCUUACAUUUCAAGGACAGCUAUCACAAUCUACGCCUUUCUGUGCAUGAUAUGCAUAGCACCAUGUGGAAGAGUAAGCUCUUAGCUAGCUACCAGGAGAUCCCAUUUUAUCACAUUUGGAAUGGAGUACAUGAGAACCUUCACUGUACAUUCACCCUCGAGCGCUUUAGUCUAAGCACCAGUGAGCUCUCUUGCAGGGUCUGGGUAUGGCAAGUAGAAGGGGAUGGUCAGAGUUUCAAUAUCAACAUUAAUCUAAAUAAGGAAAACCGCCCGCCAGAGAUACUGCUUGAUGAAGGAGGAAAGGAAGCAGCAGCUUUGGUGGGUCCCAGCGCCUUUAAGAUUCCAUUUUUAAUGAGACAGAAGAUAAUCACCAGUUUAGAUGAGCCAUCUUCCCAUGGAGCCGACUGGAGGGUGCUAGCACAGAAACUGAAUUUGGACAGCCAUUUAGGUUUAUUCCUCUCCAAGUCAAGCCCUACUGCUAUCCUUUUAAACUUAUGGGAGGCUCAGAACUUCCCCAAUGGGAACCUAGCACGACUGGCAGCUGCAGUGGCAGAGAUUGGCAAACAAGACUCUCUCAUGUACAUGAUGUCUGAAGCAGAGUGCUGAAGAAGUUCCAGUUACCUGCUAAUUUCCAGCAAGUCCUGUGUCCAGGAUCGGCCAAAGGACUCAACCUCCCUAUAUCAGGUCUGUGGAUGUCACUCUUUUAAAUGCCCUCUCCCUGGCAUACGAGGGGAUGGAAGGCUAAAAACACAACUUUCUGUGCUUUAGCACUUCUCUGCCAGUGAAAGUUUGAGACUUUUAGCUCCUUUAUGCAGAGCAGGAUUUUCAGUGAUGGAGCAAGAUGCCACUUUCAUCUGCAGCUAAACACACGUCAUGGUAAUGCUGUUCUCAUAUAAUACACAACAAUCAUAUGGUAAGACUUAACCAAGAAGUUGCCACAUUCCAGACAAAUACAAAAAGAAGAGGCAUUGUGUUCAAAGUUGUUUCAUUUUGUGGACCAUCUCAUAAACACCAACACAUCCUGCUAUGUGAUGCACUGGAGAGUGAAACCACUAGAAACCUCUCCCAGAGAAAUUCACCCACCAAUCACCAUAGACUUUACUUCUCUUUCUAAACCAAGUGUCUUUUAUUGCUACCUUGUCAGUGCAGGUGCGACAGUGACACCCAGUGUUUGUGUUGUUCAUUUGUUACCAACACCCAUUCCCAGGUAAGUGGAAAAAGGUGCAAUAUAUUCAUUUUUGCCCCCCCCCCCCAUUAAAGACAUGGACAUCCUCCUAUUUAAUAGCCAUAAGAACAUUGAAGGGAGCAUCAGGUCAGUUUAUAGCCGAACAAAAAGGAGUGAUACAAA
Messenger RNA from Nanorana parkeri, 3611 nucleotides. RefSeq names its product unc-5 netrin receptor A (gene UNC5A). Lineage: Eukaryota; Metazoa; Chordata; Amphibia; Anura; Dicroglossidae. The coding region runs from base 146 to 2869 and encodes 907 amino acids. Gene Ontology annotation, biological process: netrin-activated signaling pathway; anterior/posterior axon guidance. The record is from RefSeq and is a predicted model, not a curated record. The transcript has 16 exons. Gene Ontology annotation, cellular component: membrane. Gene Ontology annotation, molecular function: netrin receptor activity; protein binding.